AUGGAGAUCAGGGUGUUUUCUGAAUUGGUGAAUAAGAGUAGGGUGGCUGAUCCGAGAGGUAGGAAUUUCAAGCGUGGAGGCUCUAUUCCGCAGCAGACUCAGGGUCAAGGUAAUUACAGAAGGCUGAAUACCAAUGUUAAUCAGGGAAGAAGAUUUGGGAAGCAGCCACAGCAGGAUCUGAAUUGUCAGAGGUGCGGAAAGUAUCAUCCUGGAGUUCCGUGCAUUCGGACUUGGAGUAUGCUAUUCUUGUGGACAGCCCGGGCAUAUGGCCACCAAUUGUCCGAGAAGAAGAAGUAUGAGACUGGAGCAAGUCAUUCAUUUAUUGCAUGUGAAAAGGCCCAUGAAUUAGGAUUGAGAAUGGUGGUUUUAGGUUAUGAUUUGAAAGUAUAUAAUGCUACUCAUGAAGCUAUGGUGACUAAGAUAGGAUGUCCACAAGUUUCCUUUCGAGUACAACAGCGUGAAUUUGUGCAUGAUUUGAUUUGUUUGCCUAUGACUGGUCUUGAUCUCAUUUUGGGAUUGGAUUGGUUAUCCAAGAAUCAUGUUUUGCUUGAUUGUUCUGAGAAGUCAGUACAGUUUAUGCCGGAAGGGUCAGAAGCACCGGUUGUGGGUAUUAUGUUAUUAACUGCGGGAGUAUCAGGUGAUGAUCAGAGUUUAGAGCAAAUUCCGGAUGUCACCUUUAGAAUGGCUGAACUGAAAGCUCAGCUGGAAGAUUUGUUGGGUAAGCAUUUCAUCCGACCAAGUGUUUCUCCCGUGGGGAGCACCAGUGUUACUAGUAAAGAGAAGGAUGGGAGUAUGCGUUUGUGUAUCGACUAUCGGCAGUUGAAUAAGAUCAUUGUGAAGAACAAUAUCCGUUGCCUAGAAUCGAUGAUCUAA
Molecule: messenger RNA, 873 nt
Organism: Arachis stenosperma
Lineage: Eukaryota; Viridiplantae; Streptophyta; Magnoliopsida; Fabales; Fabaceae
Exons: 4
Coding region: 1-873 (290 amino acids)
Source: RefSeq, a predicted model, not a curated record